This is a messenger RNA of Epinephelus fuscoguttatus (brown-marbled grouper), 3046 nucleotides long. RefSeq names its product IKAROS family zinc finger 1 (Ikaros) (gene ikzf1). The transcript is spliced from 9 exons. Gene Ontology annotation, biological process: regulation of transcription by RNA polymerase II. Lineage: Eukaryota; Metazoa; Chordata; Actinopteri; Perciformes; Serranidae. The record is from RefSeq and is a predicted model, not a curated record. The coding region runs from base 166 to 2145 and encodes 659 amino acids. Gene Ontology annotation, molecular function: DNA-binding transcription factor activity; RNA polymerase II cis-regulatory region sequence-specific DNA binding.
AAAACUCAUUAUAUGGGAAAGGAAACAGUUGUGUUAAUUUCAUGGACUGCUUCAGCGUGCCAGAACAGGUGACAGAAGGGGAGCUGUCCAAUAUGCAAGUAAGGAGCCCCCACCCCACCCCAGCCCGUCAGCUUCCUCGGUGAGAAUGAAAUAAAUAAACAAUGAAUGGUCCACUCUCCUCGCGCGCCUCAUCCCAUCUCAUGCAUGGCUGCCAGUAAUGGUCUAUUGGGUGUCAGCUUUUAUUGGCACGGCACAAAGCAAGUGCCAAGGGCUCCGAGGCUCGACUCCCCGCUGCAGACUCGGCCUGUGGAUAAAAGCGAGCAAAAUGCCCCAGUCGAGCUCAGAGACAUAGUCAUGUUGGGCUGGAACGAGGAAGUGCAGUGGAGAGGGGAGGGACUCAGGGCGCAGCUCCAUGGGGCCGCCGCGGCGCUGCGACCUUCUGCACAUGGAGCCGGGGAGAGUUGGAAGAACUUCAUACUGCAAACUCAAGGAAUAGCAGAGUACUUGCACCGCAUGGAGACAGAGGAGGCCCAGGAAAUGGCCCAGAUGCCAGGCAGGGACAGCCCCCCUGCCAACGAAGCAUCCGAGGAGGCAGAGGAGCCCAUGGCCGUCCCUGAGGACCUGUCAGCCGGCUCCACCCACCAGCAGAACAACAGAGCGGACAAAGUGAUUCAGACGGAGCCUUUGCUUUUUCAUGAGACAAAGAGGGAGACUGAGCUGUCUAGUUCCCGAAAACAUGGAGCCUGUAACAUUAAAGUUGAGGCUCGCAGUGAUGAGGAGAAUGGGCUGGCCUGUGACAUGAAUGGCGUGGAGGAGGAGGAGUGCGCGGAAGACUUGCGCGUGAUCGAUGCCUCGGGGGCCAAGGUGAACGGCUCACAACCGAGCCCUGAAGCCAAGGCCUUCUCUUCGGCCGGCGGUAUCCGGCUGCCCAACGGGAAGCUCAAGUGCGAUAUCUGUGGGAUAGUUUGCAUUGGCCCCAAUGUGUUGAUGGUGCACAAGCGAAGCCACACUGGAGAGCGCCCUUUCCAGUGCAGCCAGUGCGGCGCCUCUUUCACCCAGAAGGGCAACCUGCUGCGUCACAUCAAGCUCCAUUCAGGGGAGAAACCCUUCAAGUGUCACCUGUGCAGCUACGCCUGCCGCAGGAGGGACGCCCUCACCGGUCAUUUACGCACCCACUCAGUUGGAAAACCCCACAAGUGUGCUUACUGUGGGCGGAGUUACAAGCAGCGCAGCUCUCUCGAGGAGCACAAGGAGAGGUGUCACAACUACCUCCAGUGCAUGGGGCUGCAGAACAGCAUCUACACAGUAGUAAAGGAAGAAAGCAACCAGAAUGAGCAGAGGGAAGACUUAAGCCAGACGGGAUCUGACAGAGCCUUGGUGCUAGACAGACUAGCUAAUAAUGUAGCUAAGCGUAAGAGCACUAUGCCACAGAAGUUUGUGGGUGACAAACGUCUCUCAGACCUCUCCUUCGAUGGAGGAGCAGGUGAGCUGAUCCAGCCCCACGUCAUCGACCAGGCCAUCAACAGCGCCAUCAGCUACCUGGGGGCUGAGUCACUUCGACCUCUGGUCCAGACCUCCCCAGCCUCCUCCUCUGAUGUGGGCCUCGGUUCCAUGUACCCCCUCCACAAGCCGGCGCCCGAGGGUCACACGGGGUCAGGCAUGUCAGCCAAAGACAGCGCAGCUGAGAACCUGCUGCUGCUCUCCAACUCCAAGUCUGCAUCCAGCGAGAAGGACGGCUCACCCAGCCACAGCGGCCAGGACUCCACAGACACCGAGAGCAACAACGAGGAUCGUCCAGGCGGGGCAGCAUCCGGCCUCAUCUACCUGACCAACCACAUCACCUCGGGGGUGAGGAACGGCGUGCUCCCUCUGGUGAAGGAGGAGCAGCAGAGGCAGUACGAGGCUAUCCGAGCCAGCAUUGAGAUGGCCUCCGAGGGCUUCAAGGUGGUGACGACAGACGGGGAGCAGGUGAGGGCGUACCGGUGUGAACACUGCCGCGUUCUCUUCCUGGACCAUGUCAUGUACACCAUUCACAUGGGCUGCCACGGCUUCAGAGACCCCUUCGAGUGCAACCUCUGCGGUCACCGGAGUCAAGACCGAUACGAGUUCUCUUCUCACAUAACAAGAGGGGAGCAUCGCUACUGAGCCCCACCCCCAUUGGCCAGAGAGCAAACACAGACAAACAGGUGAACAUACGGAAAACAUGCCACCACACUUACUCAUGCACCUGAAACAAAUGCAUAGAAAUACAAAAUGUAAAAUACACUGUUGAUGUCUGAAAGAUGUGUUUUUUAUACAAAGUAUGCAUGUCUGUUAAACACAAAUAAAUGUACAACUAUUAAAAAAAAACAUUUAUUUUCCUUCCCAUGCUCAAAAGGAAGAGUAGUUCAUCUGUCUUUUUUUAAAGGAACUAAAUAAUGUUCAGUGAAGACAACACAGCAGAGUUAAUGUGCCACAUCCUACAUAGGUUUUAAAUUAUGUAUUUACACUUGCCACGUGUAUAAAAUGUAUAAACGUGUCUUUUCUUUUGGAAAACCAGGCAGCAAUAGAAAAGAUUUCCAUCUUCACUGAAGUGUCUGAAAUGUCAAUAAAAGAUUCCAUUCUGCAGUUGUUUUCAGUGCCAGAAAACCACUUUAAUAUUAGAUACAAUCAAUAAAAACAAUCAAUGUAGAUAACCCCACAUUUCCUCCCAAAAGUUUCAACCUGUUCUUGUAUUUGUAACAACCUACAUAUUAUUUAUAUCACAUAUACACGCCUGUCUGUUUUUGUAUUUAUUACAGUGAUCGAUGUUUGUCUGUAGAGUAGUUAACAAAAGCUGCAUCUUUCUGUCCAACUGUACGAAACGUGUUAGAGGUGAAAACAUGACCGCUGCUGGAAUUUAUUUUUUUCAUUUUAUCCGAAGAAAAUGUUAUCCUGGCCUUUUGUUUUGUACCUGAUGGCUAAGAAUUGAUACACACUUACAAAAUGAAAAUAAGCCGUUUGAGGUUUGAAGGAGCUUUAUGCUUGCAAAAAUAUCAAUAAAGGAUAUUUUAUAUAUGCACAAAGA